Alosa sapidissima (American shad) is the source of this 3826-nucleotide messenger RNA. RefSeq names its product methionine adenosyltransferase I, alpha (gene mat1a). Bases 355 to 1539 code for a protein of 394 amino acids. Gene Ontology annotation, molecular function: ATP binding; methionine adenosyltransferase activity. Lineage: Eukaryota; Metazoa; Chordata; Actinopteri; Clupeiformes; Clupeidae. The transcript has 9 exons. Gene Ontology annotation, cellular component: cytosol. Gene Ontology annotation, biological process: S-adenosylmethionine biosynthetic process. The record is from RefSeq and is a predicted model, not a curated record.
AGUGAGUGUUUUCUCAUUGCCAUAUAUAGGAGCCUGUUUAGAUAGAUCCCUGCACUUCUGAGGAGUCAUCAGUGUUCCAGCUGCAGAGCUACACAGCCCUCUCUCUCUCUGUCUCUGGUUGCUGCACUCUCUCUCUCUUUCUCUCUCUCUCCUUCUCUCCCUCUCUGUCUCUCCCCCUCUCUCUCUUUCACUUAUUAUCUCCUCCUCUGAGGGUUCCACUGAACAGGUUGAGGGAAUAUAUAAAGAGCUCGGCUUUUCCUUUUUGGAAUCACCACUUCAUCGUCAAAGAAACAACAAGCAGGGGAAAAAAACAACAACAACAAAAAAGGCUAACCCCAACUGUCUGCAAGCACAAUGAGUAACUCCAAGGGUGGACAGAUUGACAUGAUUGACGACGGGUCUUUCAUGUUCACAUCCGAGUCGGUGGGCGAAGGACAUCCAGACAAGAUCUGUGAUCAGAUCAGUGAUGCCGUCCUUGAUGCUCACCUGAAGCAGGACCCAGAUGCCAAGGUGGCCUGUGAGACCGUGUGUAAGACUGGCAUGGUGCUUCUUUGCGGUGAGAUAACAUCUCGUGCUAACGUCGACUACCAGAAGGUUGUGAGAGAUGCCAUCAAACAGAUUGGUUAUGACAACUCCGAUAAAGGGUUUGACUACAAGACCUGCAAUGUGUUGGUGGCUCUUGAGCAGCAGUCUCCUGAUAUCGCACAAGGUGUCCAUAUCGACCGGCUGGAAGAGGACAUGGGGGCAGGCGACCAGGGAUUGAUGUUCGGCUAUGCCACAGAUGAGACUGAGGAGUGCAUGCCCCUGACCAUCGUCCUCGCCCACAAACUCAACUCUAAGAUGGCUGAGCUCAGACGUAAUGGCACUAUUCCCUGGCUUCGUCCCGACUCUAAGACCCAGGUGACAGUCCACUACAAACAGGAAAAGGGAGCUGUCAUCCCUCAACGCGUCCACACAGUGGUCAUCUCUGUGCAGCACGACGACCACAUCUCACUGGAGGACCAGAAGGCGAUCCUGAAGGAGAAGGUCAUCAAGGCUGUGGUGCCCGCCAAGUACCUGGACGAUAAGACAAUCUACCAUCUGCAGCCCAGUGGUCGAUUCGUGAUCGGAGGUCCACAGGGCGACGCCGGUGUGACUGGGAGGAAGAUCAUUGUGGACACAUAUGGUGGAUGGGGUGCCCAUGGCGGGGGAGCUUUCUCUGGGAAAGACUUCUCCAAGGUGGACCGCUCUGCUGCCUAUGCCGCUCGAUGGGUGGCCAAAUCCUUGGUCAAAGCCAAACUAUGCAAACGGGUGCUGGUGCAGGUGUCCUACGCCAUUGGAGUGGCCCAUCCUCUCUCUAUCUCUGUGUUCACUUAUGGCUCCUCACAGAGGAGUGAGCAAGAGCUCCUCAAAAUUGUCAACAAGAACUUUGACCUUCGGCCAGGUGUAAUUGUCCGGGACUUGAAUCUGAAGAGGCCGAUCUACCAGAACACUGCCUGCUACGGCCAUUUUGGCAGGAGCGAGUUCUCCUGGGAGGUUCCCAAACCCCUGAAGUUCUAGAGAGGCAUUUCCUUGGCUAACACAAAACAUGACUUGUCACAGAGGAAAAAGGACAAUUGAGAGGACUUGUUUUUUUUUUUGCCCUCUUCGAUGUCUCUCCCCAUUUCUUUGACACUCAACACCCUUCCACCAGUCAUAGAGGAGAGUGAGGAAAAUGUUUUUAUUUUAUUUUCAAAAUCAUAUUCAACAAAAUAUAUCUUACCAUUUUGUUUUUGAAAUACAGUUGCUCUCAAACAUGUCCUUCUUCUGAGGAUAGAAGGUUCCAACCAAAUCACCAAACAUGCCACACCUGCAAUUGUGUGCAUGAACAGUAUCUUAAAUCAACACUGCAACUAAAACCUCAAACCAUUAGCCACCUUUCUAUGUCCCUGUCAACCAGAUCCAUUGAUAGGUAUAUAAAUAGGUAGAUGGAUUGUUUAAUAGCCACAUGACCAAUGCCGAUGGAAUUUGGUUUUUUGCUAGGCUGUGUUGUAGUCAUGUAGUCAAACUGCCUAAAGGCAGAUCAGCACAACAAAAUUUCCUUCUACCACAAUAUUGUUUCAGGGGAUAGGGAAUAGGCUGUUUACAGCCUAUUGAUAUGGUAGCACUGGCCAUGGAAUGAUGCUUUAUUUUUAGAAAGGUUUAGGACUCCAAAAGCUAGUGGGCUAUGCUAAUGCUUAACUCAAGCCAUGUAUGAUAAAAAGUCAAGAUGUAGUACUACUUAAAUGUACUACAAACUGAAAUAAUAGAAUGAUGAGUGUAUGAUGAGUGUAUGAUAGGUGUAGCGGUGUGUAAACAGACAUGAUCUUGUUACAACAUGCCAUUGUGAGUUCAGGGAAAGGGUCAAGUAGCAAUAGUCAUAGUGAACCUUUAACCAAUGCUGAUAACUGACCUGACCGGCCCAGAAACAAACAAAUCAAUGCCUCAAAGGGUCAAUUCAGGUCAUUGUCUUUUCAAGGUCAGUGUUUUUUUUUUUUGAAGAUUCGAGUAAUUUUGUUGUCCUUCUCUUUUCUCAAACAGUCUACUGUGAAACAAGCAUUUCCCACACGCACAAAACACAUUGAGACACUGAGUCAGAUUGUUCCACUGAUUAUUAUCAGUUAGUACUCAUAAUAAUAAUAAUAAUAAUAAUAAUAAUAGCAACAACAAUAUACAUCUAUAGCUUUUACACCUCUCAGAUUGACCAAGGAGCACCAUGAUCCAGUUGUGCCAUUCCUGCUCACAACAAAGUGUAAAUAAUUUGCUGCAGCCUGUGCAAAUAACUUAAAAAGCUUCUCAUUGCAAUAUCCUCACGGAUUUCUAGUUAUGACUGAAGCAAUAACUUGUCAUAUAAGCCUCGCUUCUUGCAAAUCAUAAAGUUUAAAAUAAGCAUGGUUUUUGUGAAUGAUCAGUGGCUUUACUGUUCAAAGCAUGGCGCUUUUUUGAACAUCUGUUUUUGUUUUACAAGAAUUAAAGGUGCAGUCCUCGAUUCAGUUUCACCAAAGGUUGAUACUUGAGCUCAACAGCCAAUUAAAUUAGACCCCUCCCUUCCAUGCUCCUAAAGCACCGUGUUGAUUAGAUUUUUUUAUGGAUCAGUCUGAGCCACUAUGCUUUUUUCCUAUCUACAGAGCCAGGUCUUUUUUGAGCACAAAGUCAAUUUAAUGAAUUUGACAAAAAAUGUAUCACGGGACUAGAAUCGCUAACUGUGCCUUGAAGUGUUUUUGAAUGUUUCCUAAUCCAUGUACUAGAGAGCAUACUUUCUCUGUUCCGUCUGAAUCAACAUAUAAUAUGUUAAUUAUGGUCUUAAAUGUAAUCGUAACCUUUUUUUGGUGUUACGAAGGCAACAUUAUAUCCACCCUAUUCAUUCUCUCAACAUAAAAAUAUGCAAGAUUGCUAGUUUACAUGUACAGACAGUGUUCUGGUUACAUGGAAAAGGAAUAUGUUGGAAUGCAAUAUAUUCUCAAAAUAUAUAUUUGAUACAUAUUGAUAUCUAAUAUUUUCUGCAGUGAUCAUUAUUGCACUGUGGUCCACAGCCCAGCAAUCACCUCAAAGUGUGUGUAGGCGUAUGUGUUUGUGUAUGUGGGUGAGUACAUGUGUGUGUGUGUGUAUCAUCAGGAACCUCUCUUGACAUGAUGACAGAGCCAUGAACAACACUUGGGAUGUCAUGAUUGAAUUACUUUUGUUUUAGCUUUCUGCUGUGGUGCAGUCGCAUGUCUUUCUCUGUCUUAUCACUGUCCUCAUUGUUUGAGAAUGCACUCUCAGUCUUAACGAUUCAUAAAGUAGCUUUACUAUGUAAAUAAUUUUGAACCAAUAAAAAUUUUAAAAACAA